UGUCUUGCUCAGGCAAGCGCUUAAUCUCUGGUGUGUAAGAUGAUGCGUUCUUGCUCGUUGAUUAUUGCUCCGAACCAUCAACCAUGGCUGCCGGCAAGUCCGAUGGGUCGUCGGACGCGGCCAGCCUCGCCCUCCGCAUCGCCACCGUGGCGCUGUCGGUGGCGUCGGCGGCCAUGAUGGCGUCCGCCUCCCAGCGCUCCUGCGCCGGCUGCGCUCCGGCGACCCAGGUCUCCUACAGCGACUACAGCUCCCUCAAGUACUCUCUCGUCGCCAACGUCGUAUCGGCGGCGCUGCAGGCGGCGGCGGCGUGGCUGGCGGUGCGCGGCAGGGAGGGCGAAGGCAAGGCGGCCAAGUCGCUGGCCGAGCUCGUCGACACGGCCGCGCAGGUGUUCCUCUACUCGUCCUCGGCGCUGGCGUUCUCGGUGGACGACUUCGGCACCUGCGGCCGCAGGGUCGCCGGCGUCUGCACGGGCUCCGGCGAGUUCUGCCAGCGGGCCCGCACGUCCGGUGCCGUCUCGAUGGCGGCUCCCGUCGCCCUGGCGGCGUCCAAGUACCUGAAGGACGUGCCGGUCUCGACUUGAUUCAAGGGUGAUGAAACCAAGGCCAAGUCGGGCUGUGGCCGCGGCUGCCAUUGUCACCACUAGAGCUCAUCUCAUGCGACCGUCGUCGUCAAGCUGAGAUUUGCAGAAAGUUUGCUUUUUAUGGUUGAAUCGCCUUAGUUUGUUGUCAGAAGAUUGAUUAUCCUUCUAAUUUUGCUAUGAUCCGCAUUGAAAACUUGGAGCAGGAUGUGUUCUUGGGGAGUUUCA
Molecule: messenger RNA, 806 nt
Organism: Panicum virgatum (switchgrass)
Lineage: Eukaryota; Viridiplantae; Streptophyta; Magnoliopsida; Poales; Poaceae
Product: CASP-like protein 1U3
Exons: 2
Coding region: 84-581 (165 amino acids)
Source: RefSeq, a predicted model, not a curated record